UCUGCCUCCUUUCUCUCUCCCUGCCUCUCCCUCCGUCUCCCUUUCUUUCCCAUCCCUGAAGCACCCAUCGAUAGUUGGAAAAGCAUUGAUCGUCUCUCGAUCUUAUCAGAUACUACCUGCUGUCGCAUCUGGUGAACCACCAACGACAGUGACUCCUCCAACUAACAGCUAGCGACACAGACAGAUUCGACCAAUGACCAGCCGUCUGCUGUGCGAUCUUCCACCGCCGUCUUCUUCUCCUUGCGAACUUCAGAGCCCUGUGACUCUCAGAGAGGUUCUCUUCAUCUUCUCUCUAACUCUGAUUCUUAGAUCUCAGGUAAGUUAUUUAAUCUCUCAUCACUUCAUCUUUCUCAUCUGUCUCGCCUACGGAUCUCAUAUCUGGGUUGUAGGUAAUUUUAGGGUCUUUGUCUUCUGGUUUGUUGGUAUUUUCGAAUCAUCUCACCUUGAUUUAUGCUUCAAGCUGCAAUUUUCGGUGAUGUAAUCUAAAAUGCUGUUUUUUCCUCCAGAUUUGCUUAAAAAAUUAUUUGAUUUUCUAUGAUGCUCCAGAUUUGCUAAAAAAGAUGAGAACCGGUUGCGUCUUGUGCAAAAUCAUCUUGUUCAUUAUUUUUAAUUGUUUAUUCCAGUGCUCUGCAUGGUGUCAGGAGUAAUGUUUGUGAACAAAUAAUGUGGCUACCGACUGUUGCAGACUUCAACUCACCAAAGGGACCAAUUUACUUAGUUGGGCUUUUUUCCUAUUUUUCUCAUCUUAGUCACAGCAGCAUAACGAAUUACCUCAUUGAUUGUAUGUGUAAUUUUUUAGUAUAAAUUUGUACUUCUUCCCUUGCUAUGAAAAUAUGAUAUGGCGUGUGUUUAGUCUCAGUUUUUUUUUUUUGAGUAAGUGCUUUGUUUCAGUUGGAACCCCAGUUCUUGGAGAAUUUCGAGUCCUUUAUCUUGGGGUUUAUUGAUAAACUAAUUUUUUAGCAUAAUUAUUAAUGGGAAUUAUUUUAAUUUUUUACUGUAUGACCGGUCCAACAGUUAAGCCAGUCACUCAUGGACUUGGUCCCUCUGGAUUAUAUGUGCUGGGUGUGAUAACUAUGCUUCUAAUUCGCCCUCUUCAACCGUUUACCCUAAUAACACUUCUCCCUUUAAUUACAGAAGGAGAAAAACUGUAGCGAGAAAUUCAAUUUCAGACUUCCAGAGGAAUGUCCAUAGCCGUAGAGAAAGCUGAGGUCGAAGAACCAAAGGUAAUGGACAAAAUUGAAGAUGAUGAUGAUGAAGAGGAAGAGCUCUCGUGGUCUUCGGACUCCGAAAUUGGGGAUGCUUUGGACUAUUUGGACUCGAAAGACAACGAAGAAGCUGUUGAUGGAACUUUUACUCUUCACUCUCGGCGUCCAAAUGCUCACGGAGGGCUUCACUCUCGCCCUAAUACGUCUUCUCUUCAACCUCUGUCAAAUCGAAGCCAGAAGUUCACAAAUCACAUCAAAGCUUCGCCUUUAGAGGAGUGGGAAGGAAGGUUGAAUGUGGGCAUGUCAAACUCUGUUACAACAGCAAUUCGUGGAAGUGUUCGAGAGAUGGCCAUUGGAAAGACUAGAACUACUGAAAAAGCCGACCGUGCAACUGUUGAACAGGCAAUUGACCCCAGAACUCGCAUGGUUUUAUUCAAAAUGCUCAACCGGGGUGUAUUUCAUGAUAUCAAUGGCUGCAUUUCAACUGGGAAAGAAGCAAAUGUUUAUCAUGCUACAAGAUCUGAUGGUCAGGAGUUGGCAAUCAAAGUAUACAAGACUUCUGUUCUUGUGUUUAAGGAUAGAGAUCGAUAUGUACAAGGUGACUACCGUUUCAGAUAUGGAUACUGCAGGCACAAUCCCCGAAAAAUGGUUAAAACAUGGGCUGAGAAAGAAAUGAGAAAUCUUAUGAGGCUAAAGGCAGCCGGAAUUAGGUGCCCAGCUCCAAUUCUAUUGAGGCUUCAUGUUUUGGUCAUGGAGUUCAUAGGCAAGGUAGGUUGGGCCGCACCUCGACUUAAGGAUGCCGCUUUAUCUCUGGACAAGUUACGUGAAAGUUAUAUGGAGAUAAUUUUGGCAAUGCGAACAUUGUAUCAGAAGUGCAAGUUGGUGCAUGGAGACCUUAGCGAAUAUAACAUCCUCUACUUUGAGGGUCACUUGUAUAUUAUUGAUGUUUCCCAAGCAGUUGAUCUUGACCAUCCUCAUGCCCUUGAUUUCCUUCGUGAAGAUUGUCUCCAUGUUUCUGAUUUCUUUAGAAAACAUGGUGUAGCUGUUAUGACAAUUCGAGAGUUGUUUGAUUUCAUAGUUGAUCCUUCUGUUGAUGAUGAUUCUGUGGAUGGUUAUCUGGAGGAGGUUCAGCAAAAAAUUUUGGCAAGAGGAGAUGUGAUCUCUGCAGAGGAAGAAAUUGCAGAUUCUGUAUUUGUUCAGUCUUAUAUUCCAAAGACAUUAGAUAAUGUGAAGAAUGCGGAGGAGGAUGUAAUACGGAUAACGAGUGGCAAGGACACUCAAGAUUUAUACUACAAGACAAUUACAGGACUUAAGCAGGCUCUUUCCAUGACUAAUCCUUCUGUAGCUGAAAAAGAGCAGGAUCAGCAGGUGGGGAAGCCUGCACACGAAUCACCUGUCGAUCCAGCUGGGCAUUCUAACUCGCAGGACAGCGAAUCAGAGGCUGGAACAGAUGAAGAUGACAAUAAUUCAAGUGACUCGGAGGAUGAUGGGUAUUCUUCUGAAAGUGGCACACAAGCACCUGUCGAUAAAAAAGCAGCUAGGAAAGAGAACAAGAAGAAAGUUAAAGAAGAGAAGAGGGAGGCCCGGAAGAACAAAGUGCCAAAAGCUGUGAAGAAGAAAAAGAAGAAAUUGGCCAAAGCGAAGAAGUACAGGUAGCUACAAGUAUCCAAAGCUAUAAAUAUUGUGAAAGCUGCCUGGAGAGUUUUGUUCAUCUGUGUGAUGAAUCCCAAUUUUGCAAAUUGUGGCUCUAUGAGCGAUUAUAUUUAUUUGCUUUUUAUCUAUUUUUUUCGGUUUAGAGGGGGAUGGGGCUGGUGCACCGGUGACGCUUGGGGCAUCGGUGGACUGGUGAAUAGUGACUAAUGUUGGUUUUGGAGUAAUUAUUAAGAAAUAAUGUAAGUGUUUGUUUUCAUCGAUAUUAGAUAGCAAAACUUGACAUACUUCCUCAAACUUUCUGCAUAAAUCUAAGGACUC
Molecule: messenger RNA, 3176 nt
Organism: Ilex paraguariensis (yerba mate)
Lineage: Eukaryota; Viridiplantae; Streptophyta; Magnoliopsida; Aquifoliales; Aquifoliaceae
Source: the annotation of a GenBank genome assembly